This is a messenger RNA of Moneuplotes crassus, 1384 nucleotides long. NCBI's taxonomy places the organism in Eukaryota, Ciliophora, Spirotrichea, Euplotida, Euplotidae. The record is from the annotation of a GenBank genome assembly.
GGUAUAUCCUCCCUAGUGGUAAUUUUGUAGAGGAGGCUGAAAUAAGAUAACCUGGAGAGGUUUAGUUCCUUCCUAAUGUUAUCACAAUUCGUCCGAAGAUUCCCUUUCUCUUGUUCAGACUUCUUAAGUUCUUCUUCAACAGCAUUCAUUCUAGAAAUAUUUUCCUUGUGCAUUUGAAAGAUUUUCUCCUGUUCUUUGUCUUUGAUAUUAAUCAUAUCUUGGAGGGUUUGCAGUGAUGUAUCUUUGUCUUUGUUAAGCUUGAUCAGGCUUUCAGUGUACGAAUCUUUCUGUUUUUCAAACAGAGCUUGCUGUUCUUUGGAGAGAGUAAUUUCUCCAUUAAGUUUUUCCGCAAGAUCUUUAUAUUCUUUUUGCAGCUUCUGGAGUUCUUCUCUUUGCUGUUUGCUUUCCUCUUUUAGCUGCUUGUUUUCUUCGCAAAGACUGUGUAUCCUUGCAUCCUCUUGCUUCACCUCUUCUUCUUUACCUGCCAUGCUCUGCUGGAGUACCGAAAUAGUUCCCUCAAGAUCUUGGAUUCUUGCUCGGAGUUCAUCAAUAAUUUCAUUGAGCUCAGAUUCCUUGUUUGCUGAUGUUUUCUUAAGUUCUUCGAGAGCUUCUUUAUGUUCUUCUAGAGCUUCUUUUUGCUCUUCAAUAACUUCUUUUUGCUCUUCGAUAACUUCUUUAUGUUCUUCGAUAACUUCUUUAUGUUCAUCUUUGAGCUCCCCAAGUGUAUCUUUUACAGUUCUUCAUUUGUCAUCUUCAUCAGCUAGUUUGGCAUCACGAUCUGAGAUUUCUUGCUGGUAUCUUCUCUCAAUUGCAUGCAUUCGGUCGCGAAGUUUCUCCAAGACUCUCUUGAAUAUUGCUGCAUACUUUUGCUUGAGCUCUACCUUGAUUACAUCGAUGUUUCUUUGGUCUUCUAGUCUAGAUUUCGUCAACCCUUUACUCCAAUCCUUAAUCACACACAAGUAUUCCUUGUCUUCUGUGAAAUGACUGUCGACAUUUUCAGCUUCUUUGUAUAAAGAUUCAUAUCUGAAAUGUUCUCCGGCUUUAUUUGCUCUUUGUAGCUUCUCUUGAAUUAGAUUAAGUUCUGCUUUUAUUGUAUAACUAAGGGCUUCAUAUUUUUCAGGUCAAGCUCCAUAAUUAAGAUUUUCGACAACAUUAAUAAACUCUUUGAGUCGUUCAUCAAGGACCUCUAUCCGUCUUCCUACAACAUAAGGGUUAAUAAGAACAGUGGAGGGAAACUCAGAAUAUGUUUUAAUAAUAGCUAAGCCGAUGGUCAGAGCAAAUAUACAGCUUCUUCUCGUCUACAUAGUGCCCGGCUCCUUCAAGACAUCCCUCAUGCUGGCAAUUUUGAUAAUUCAUCUUUAUCUUAAUUAUUUAGCAAGGAUUG